This is a messenger RNA of Anoplopoma fimbria (sablefish), 1711 nucleotides long. It is a transcript of the gene actmap, whose product is annotated as actin maturation protease. The coding region runs from base 268 to 1185 and encodes 305 amino acids. Lineage: Eukaryota; Metazoa; Chordata; Actinopteri; Perciformes; Anoplopomatidae. The transcript is spliced from 7 exons. The record is from RefSeq and is a predicted model, not a curated record.
GAAGAGUCACGCUGCCAAAUAUGGGCACAACCAAAACACCGGCGCUGUUAGCCCAGCUCUGCUAGUCUCAAGAGUGGGUGUAGGAUAUAGUGUAUAACAUAUGUCAAAUACAUUAUCGAAACGAUUUCUGCUCAAAUGAGACGAAUGUUGAUUUCGGUUUCUACCCAAAUAGCACUGAGCACCGAGCGAAGGUAGUUUCACUAACUUUUUGCCUUGCUUGCAGGCUGCAGAGGUGGGAGGUAGGAGGCUAAGAGGAGCUCAUUGAAGAUGUCAGUGGAGGGACCCCUGUCACCUCCUCUUCCUCCUCCUCCUCCUCCACCACCUGCUCCAGGUCCACCACUUCCUCCAGCCUCCUCACCCAAGAAGAAGCUGUAUCAGACUAUAGCCAGUAGCAGAAGUCCUGUGGAGGGGAACCACACAGAGGCCCGCUUACUGCUCAGUCAGAGGGAGAGCAGUUUUAGGAAGGACCUGCAGUGGGUACUAGUGAACACAUAUGUGCCCUCCCUCAUCCAAGAUGGUCCACAGUGUGGUCUGGUGGCUUUGUGGAUGUCUGCUCACCUUCGACAGCCACAGCUGAGUAUCGACAUGGAAACUGUUGUUCAGACGGCCUUGAGCAGAGGAUACACGGCACAGGGUGAAAUGUUUUCAGCUGAAAACAUGGCCCUGCUGGCUGAGGAGGUCUGUGGCUGUAAGGCAGAGCUGCUGUCGGGGGGUUUAAGUGGUAAUAAUGCUGCAGCCAUCAUCACACACCUGUGGGGGAGACAGCCUGUUCUCAUCCCAUAUGAUGAAGACUACAACCAUGAGCCAUGCCAGCGGAGCGGCCACAGGGCGCACUGGGCAGUCGCUUCAGGUGUUCUCCUCGGUGUGGACCAGGGGAGCGUGAGCAGAGAGCACAUCCAGCCUGACCCCACUCUGCCCUGGCUCCACCUCGCCUCAGACAGCAGCGCUCCGUGUCCCGUCGGUAACACGGCAGUCAAAGAGGUUUACGUCCUGGCUAAGCAGGGUAAAAGCCUGCGCUACCAGCUGUGGAGUUUGGACAGCGUAGCUCAGAGUAACGAGCAGCUGAGGACGAUGGACCCUCAGAGAGCGAAUGACGGGGCCCGGUAUGUGGUUCCUCAGGGAGGGGUGGAGGCCGGGCUGGCUGGACGGGCGGUGAUGCUCCACACAAGGACAAAGAAGCAGUAAUAAAUGUGACGUAGGACCCAGCUGUGUGGUGGAGGGCUUUUAAGUGGAUUACUGUAUGUGCUACUGUUCUGAUGACUGUGGAUCCUUUUAAUUAAGGUGACUAUAAGAGUUUCCACAUAUUCUGCAACACUGGGUAGCUGUUCCUUGAGUUUCUCUAGUUAGGUUUGGCCCUUUGAAGGCAGUGUUGCGGGUCAAUUAAUGCAUAGAAGGGCAUUAUGAAAAAUAUUGGAUUUGCACUGUUGUUUCAUCAAUUUGUUGGAGAAAAAUUUAUGUAUUUAAUUAGGAUGUUACAUUUAAUUCACUUGAUAAAACCAAAAACCAAAAUAUCAUCUUAUUUGUCAUUAAAGUUUCCAACUGAAUUUCCAGAAAAUGACCCAUGUCGCCCUUCCCUUAAAUUCUUUCACUACUUUAUUUAAACUGAGUGCAAUUUUUUGGGGGAAUUCUUUUUUUGGUCAUGCAGGUUUACAAUGUGAAAAACACAUCACUGUCUGAAAGAAAUAUAUUUAUGCAAUAAAUUGUUUAAAUU